This is a messenger RNA of Heteronotia binoei (common prickly gecko), 1618 nucleotides long. Its product is annotated as galanin receptor 2b-like. NCBI's taxonomy places the organism in Eukaryota, Metazoa, Chordata, Lepidosauria, Squamata, Gekkonidae. Gene Ontology annotation, biological process: G protein-coupled receptor signaling pathway. The record is from RefSeq and is a predicted model, not a curated record. The coding region runs from base 128 to 1252 and encodes 374 amino acids. Gene Ontology annotation, molecular function: G protein-coupled receptor activity. Gene Ontology annotation, cellular component: membrane. The transcript has 3 exons.
GAGGGGCAGUAGAAUCCAGGAAGGAGAACCAGAAACGCUGUUUCAUACAGAGAGUGAUGAAAAUGUGGAACUGGCAGCCAGAGGAUGCCGUGAUGGCCACAGGAACAAACAGCUUUAAAAGACGACUAUGACCGAACCGGAGGACUUCGCCGGCUUAGCUGGACACUGGAACGACUCUGACACUUCCCAAUUCAGCCCGGCGAGUGUCGUCGUCCCGGUGAUCUUCUCCCUCAUCUUUCUGCUGGGCGUGGUGGGCAACAGCCUGGUCUUGGCCGUGCUGCUAAGGAAUGGGCAGAUGGGCCACAACAGCACCAACCUCUUCAUCCUCAACCUCGGCUUGGCCGACUUCUUCUUCAUCAUCUUCUGCGUGCCCUUCCAGGCCACCAUCUACUCCUUGGAGGGCUGGGUCUUUGGCUCCUUCAUGUGCAAGGCCGUCCACUUCUUCAUCUACCUCACCAUGUACGCAAGCAGCUUCACGCUAGCUGCCGUCUCCGUGGACAGAUACCUGGCCAUCCGCUACCCGCUACGCUCUCGGGAGCUGCGCACCCCCUGCAACGCGGUGGCAGCCAUGGCUGUCAUCUGGGGCCUCUCCGUGGUCUUCUCCGGGCCUUACCUCAGCUACUACGACCUGAUCGAGUGGGAGUCCAGCUACAUCUGUGUCCCCGGGUGGGAAGAAUGGAGGCGGAAGAUCAUGGACACCAGCACUUUUGCCUUCGGCUACAUGAUCCCGGUCUUGAUCGUCAGCCUCUCGUACACCAGGACAAUUAAAUACCUGUGGACGGCCGUGGACCCUGUGGAGGACAUGUCCGAGUCCAAGAAGGCCAAGCGCAAGGUCACAAAGAUGAUCAUCAUUGUGACUGUCCUCUUCUGCCUGUGUUGGCUGCCCUACCACGUCGUCGUGCUCCGCUACCUCUACGGAGACUUCCCCUUCAACCAGACGACCUACGCCUUCCGGCUGCUCUCCCACUGCAUGGCCUACGCCAACUCCUGCCUCAACCCCAUCGUCUACGCUCUGGUCUCCAAGCACUUCCGCAAGGGCUUCAAGAAGGUCUUCAGUUGCCUGCUGAGGAAGAAGGCCCGGAACAAGGUCCACGUUGUCCACGCUGCUCAGACGGUGCCCGGGUUCGAGGCAGGCUCCACCGAAGUGUCCCAGAUGAACGAAGACCACAACGGACGGCCGCAUGGGAGCGACGUGGAUCCUAGGCCCUUCAUGAUCCCCUCAGAGGCAGCGAGGGCCCCCCACGAGUCCUAAUCUCCGUUCGCGGAGGAUCCUGCGCUCUCCUACUGACCUAAGAGCUCUGCCCGAUGCAUUGGCCCGGGGGCAGAUGCCAAAGAUUGACGCAGGAACUUUAAAAGACCAUGUUAAAUACUGGGUUCAACAAAGAGGAGUUCAACCAGGAACAUGUUUUAUUAGCAACUACGUACUAAGAAAACAUGGCGGGGCCGAGACCCCCCCACAUUUCUGAUACCAAAUCACAGCAGUGAAGUUUCGCGCCAAGACCGCUCAUUGGUCGCUGCUUCGAGUUCAAAUCUAUCAAGAGACUCUAGCGUUUCCCGCGGUCGCCCGGGUCUGCGCAAAGCUUCCAGCGGAACAUUAAAUUCAGUACAUAAUAGACCA